GUACAGUUAUUGACAACGAAUUUUCUGAGCGAGAAAGAAUCCCUACACUCCCUUUGUCUUCUUUCUUCUUCUUCGUCUUCUUCUUCUUCGCUUUGCACAAAUCACGAUGACCCCAAGCAUGAUCCGAUGACCACCACUUUACUCUACAGUGGACUUUGAACCACGCCCAGCGACCCCACCCAUGUCGACCUUCAUCGGAAUCCGAGAGGUUUACCCCAACGGCAAUGGCUCUGCGGCGACCAUCUCAGAGACCAAUGGUAGCCUCUACUCUCCGGCGAAAGAGAAAGCCGCCGCAAGAGGCUUCUACAAUGGCCGCUCAUCGCUUUUCAUACGACGGCUCCGCAAACUCCUUAGCACGGUUAAGCUCAGGCUGCUUCUGGGUCUCUGCAUAUUCUGCGUCGUCGUUUGGAUGAUCGCUAGGCUUAGCUCUUUGACGGGUUGGAUCCCCUACUACCCUUCUUCUUCCUUCACUUCUAUUUCAAGGGGUAGAUAUACGGUUCUUAUCAACACUUGGAAGAGGAAUUCUCUUCUGAAGCAAUCUGUUGCUCACUAUGCUUCAUGUAGUGGUGCUGAUGCAAUACACGUGGUGUGGAGUGAAUCCAAUCCCCCAUCAGAUGGUCUGAAAGCCUAUCUGAAGAAAACCGUUUUAUCCAAAUCACAGACAACUCGCAAACCCAACUUCGAGUUUCAUAUAAAUGGGGAGGAUAAUUUAAACAAUAGGUUUAAGCCAAUUAGAGACCUCACCACUGAUUCCAUUUUCUCUGUUGAUGAUGAUGUGAUUGUUCCAUGUACCACCCUCGAUUUUGCUUUCACCGUAUGGCGAAGCGCCCCAUUCACAAUGGUUGGUUUUGUCCCUCGCAUGCAUUGGCUGGAUAAAGAGAAGAAUGGUGUAGCAAGUUAUAAAUAUGGAGGAUGGUGGUCAGUUUGGUGGAUGGGCACCUAUAGCAUGGUUCUCUCAAAAGCUGCAUUCUUUCACAAGAAUUACUUGGACCUGUAUACUAAGGAGAUGCCCUCAUCAAUAUAUGAUUAUGUAACCAAGCAGAGAAAUUGUGAAGAUAUAGCCAUGUCACUGCUUGUUGCCAAUUCCACUGGUGCUCCUCCAAUUUGGGUGGAAGGUAAAAUAUAUGAGAUUGGAUCAUCUGGAAUUAGCAGUUUGAAAGGGCAUAGCAAGAAGAGGAAUAAAUGCCUUAAUGAUUUCAUUUCCAUGUAUGGAAAAAUGCCCCUGGUACCAACCAAUGUUAAAGCUGUGGACGCAAGGCAAAAAUGGUUCUGGUAGGUCUUUAAGCAGUUUAUUUUUUCUUCUUACGGUUCAGUAUCUGUAUAUAUCUACAGAUUGUUUGUAAAUACCCUUUUUGAGUCACGGAUUCAAUAAUACAAAAUGAACACUAGUUUGUAUAUCGAUGGUGUAUAAUGCAAGGGGAAAAAACAAAAGGGAAAAUAUAAAGAGAAAAGUAAAAAAAAAAAAAAAAAAAAAAAAAAAAAA
This is a messenger RNA of Ziziphus jujuba (common jujube), 1483 nucleotides long. RefSeq names its product glycosylinositol phosphorylceramide mannosyl transferase 1. Lineage: Eukaryota; Viridiplantae; Streptophyta; Magnoliopsida; Rosales; Rhamnaceae. The record is from RefSeq and is a predicted model, not a curated record. Bases 182 to 1276 code for a protein of 364 amino acids. The transcript has 5 exons. Gene Ontology annotation, molecular function: glycosyltransferase activity. Gene Ontology annotation, cellular component: membrane.